This is a messenger RNA of Paramecium octaurelia, 1923 nucleotides long. NCBI's taxonomy places the organism in Eukaryota, Ciliophora, Oligohymenophorea, Peniculida, Parameciidae. The record is from the annotation of a GenBank genome assembly.
AUGAACGAAUUCCCUGAUUAAAUAGAUAUUUCAAAAUUAAGAAUCGAUUUAGGUGAGCAAUGGAACGAAACCGAGCUGGAGGUCUUUCUUAAAAGUAGAUAUCCAUUCAUUAAUAUAAUACAGUCUUUAGACAACAGCAAUUAGCGGGAGUUGGAAGGAUGCAGGAAAUAUUAAAGCAACUUGGAUAUCAAAGAACAAUCACGAAUCUGUUGUCAAUUUAUAAAAAAGUAAAGAAAUCUAUGAGGAGUAGAAUAAAAACUUCCUAGAAUCCAAUCAAAAUUGUACAGCUCAUGAUUUGUAUUUGAUUUUAUAAGAUCAUUAUGAAUAAAGUGAGAUAAUCAAUUACGAAAGAGCCUUGAUUAAGAAGAUCAAGAAAAAUUAGAAUUGUAAUAUAUUAAAUCUAAAACCAAGGUCGUAAGUCGAUUCCUCAAAAAUUUGAAGUCAUUAAAAAUGAAAGCGAUUUGACUUAUUAUUUUACAGCAACUCAAUGCAAUACCAAUAGAUGCAUGAGCAAAGGCUAAGAAAUUAGUUAGAACGUAUGUAUUUUAGCGAUUCCUAGUUCUGCAAAUGGAUUCAACAUGAAUAUUUCUAUUCUCAUUUAGAUUAUACUUAUUUUAGCCUAAACGAAUUUCAGCAGAUGUUGAACAAGGCUAAUGUGUAAUUGGGUAAGAAAUCCAUAUCAGAAUGGAGAUAGAUCAAAAUGGUAUCAAUAUUAUAUAAACAGAAUAGGCAAUAGGAUAACCAAGAAGAUUCUCAUUUUACUUUUUAUAAUAGGAGAUGAGCAAAUUGGCCAAGUAUAGAUCAGUGAUACGGAAUUACUUGUUUGAUCAAAACUACCCAGUUCACAGGGAUAUAAAAAAUUUAGAUUUAAUUCGAGACAUAGUAAGACUUGCCCCCUUUAGUAAUGGACAAGUUGUAUACGCCAUUCAUCCUGAAUGUAAACAUGUGCAUCCAGGAUAAAUUGUGUCCACUAACUUACCAAGCAUUACGAUUAAAUUCUUAUAAUCUGAACUGGGUGUCCACAAGAUUUUUGAUUAGAAUAUCCAGCUGUAAAUAUGCUAAAUUAUAAGAACAAAAGGGAGGAGAAGUUUCUAAACAAAUAAUUGAGUGAUGAACGAUUUGAUAUGUAAUAGUAAAUGAGUUUGAAUCUCUCGAAUGAAAAUAAGAAUACUUUGAUUUCAAGUAUAGUGUAAGAGUUUGAUUACUUUGCUGCUUCCUUUAUGAUCAGGAUUCUCUAGAGGUAUUAAACAUAAUGAUGUGUAAGGAAAUAUGCUCUGGUGGGCUAUUUGAAGUAACUAAAUUAAAGAUUGGAAUAGGAUCCAGCCCUUAAAAAUGAUCCAGACUUUAAAGCUCAAUAUGGAUGGACAUUUUAGCAAAUACGAAAUUUUGAUUCAGCCUCUAAACAUGUCAUGACUAAAUUCAGAAUGAGAGGUCUGAAUGGCUACUGUAUUUAUAUCUUAAUGAUCAUUAUGCUAGCUCUUAAACAGGUGAACAAUAAUCUUGAUAAGGUGUUGAGUAUGCCAUUAGCCUAUAUGGAGAGAGAAUUAGACCAAAAUAAUACUCGAGUUGAAGAGGAGAAGAAAAAUCAAGAGAUCAAAUAAAUUAUACAUAAAUAAUAGGAUGUAUGAAAAUAUAGUGUUACUUUUUAGGAAAAGAUUAAUUCACAAUUGAAUCAAUUACUUAAUUCAAAGUUUUAAUUCCUAGAGAAUGAUCAAUGUACAUGAUUCAUAAUAAUUAGCAUAUAAAUCUUUGAUUUCCUCAUUGUUUGGAUUGCUUUUCACUUUGAAUAAUAAUUCAGAUCUGAAUAUGAACACGAACAUCUAUUGGUAGACUCUAAAAUAAAACAUCAAAGAUUCACAUCCUGAAUAAUUUUAAGAAAUUCAAGAUUCCAUACUAAAAAUAGUUGGUAAUUAAAGUAAAUGA